AUGGGUGAAAAUCGUCAGAAAGUUAAAUAUGUUCAGAGUUCCUUGAAGAUCAAUCUAAAUGACAACACUACUGUCGAAGAAUGCAACGAGCCUGUUGGUGCUGAAUGGGGAUUUGAUUUUUCUCCAUUUGAUUCUGUUGUGGAUGACCCUCAUGAUGAUGGCAAGUCUUUCAAAAGCCCGAUUGAUGUUAUUGGUUUUGUGGUUAAGUGUCUUCCGUCAGAGGAUAAAAGUGAACAUAAUAACGGCAAAGACGAGAAGAAGACUACUUUAUUUUGGAAGAUUUGCAGUACAUUCUUAUAUAGGAUUAGAAACCAUCAGAUUUACGUGACGUUAUGGGGUUGUUAUGCUGAUCAGAUUUUAGAAUUUGAGAAGAACCAUAAGGAUGAAAAGAAUGUUGUGGUCGUUGUUCAGUUUGGGAAGUACAGAUUUUGGGGAGGUAAUUUGUUUGUCUCCAAUUUGUAUAAUGUAACUCGAGUCUUCAUAAACUCUGAAGUAAAAGAGAUUUUGGAUUUCAAGAAAAGUUUCCUUGCUCAGCUUACUGUUUCAACGUCUUCCGGUUAUUCUGGAUUGAGUUCUUCUACUAUCAAGUCAAUGACUGAGGAAUAUCUAUCUGAUAAUGUUCUAAAUUAUCUACUAUGUAUACAACAAAAGUUUGUUAUUAUCCUGGGAACAAUUAAGAGCUUUGCUUCAGAAGACUCCUGGUUUUACAAUGCAUGUAAGAAUUGCAACAAAAAGGUUCUUUUCAACACUAUUUGCAAGGACAAGCAAGAUGGAAGUGAAGGAUAUGAUGAAGUAACUGUCUUGAAAUGUCAGCUUGAUCAUUGCAAUAAAAGGACUGUUGUGUCUGUUCCCAGGAUAAAAGUUCUAAUAUGUGUUCAGGAUUGUACCGGGAUUGUCACUUUGACGUUGUUUGAACGUGAAGUUGUUAAACUGUUAAAGGUUAACGCAAACCAGCUUUUAGAUAAAAACAUUGACUUAGCCAGUGAUGGUAACUUUCCCACAAAGCUGAAGGCAUUGUUAAAUCGGCGGUUUGCGUUUAAGAUAACCAUAGCUUCGUUUAACAUAAAAAACAAAUCAGAUGGCUACUCGGUGUCGAAGUUGACUGAAAAUCCUGCAAUCAUCACUGAUCUUGAUAGGCAUUUUGAUGAAUUCCAGCCUGCUGAUGAUGAACCUUUAAAUGUUGUUCCGUCUGAUUCAAAUGCAACUGUUAACUUUGAUGUUAAGGAUUCUGUAUCCCGUACUGGUGAUGAAGACACUCCGUUGUCUAAUGUGAACAAAAGCAUGUUUAGCACACCCUCUGCACUUGAGAUGAACUGUUCUGUGGAGAUGGUUGAGAAUGAACUUAAGCGUAAUUUGGAUGCCGUCUAUGGUGUGGAUUUAUGUUCUUCGCAGUCGUCAACUAAACCGCGUAAGAGUGAUGGUGAUAAAGAUGAAGAUGCGAAUGUGAAUGCAGGGCUUUUGAAGCCAAAGCUUGAAAAGUAG
Molecule: messenger RNA, 1482 nt
Organism: Helianthus annuus (common sunflower)
Lineage: Eukaryota; Viridiplantae; Streptophyta; Magnoliopsida; Asterales; Asteraceae
Product: replication protein A 70 kDa DNA-binding subunit B-like
Exons: 10
Coding region: 1-1482 (493 amino acids)
Source: RefSeq, a predicted model, not a curated record